Molecule: messenger RNA, 291 nt
Organism: Schizosaccharomyces osmophilus
Lineage: Eukaryota; Fungi; Ascomycota; Schizosaccharomycetes; Schizosaccharomycetales; Schizosaccharomycetaceae
Gene: lsm2
Product: Lsm2-8 complex subunit Lsm2
Exons: 4
Coding region: 1-291 (96 amino acids)
Biological process (GO): mRNA splicing, via spliceosome
Cellular component (GO): P-body; Lsm1-7-Pat1 complex; U4/U6 x U5 tri-snRNP complex
Molecular function (GO): RNA binding
Source: RefSeq, a predicted model, not a curated record
AUGUUAUUUUAUUCUUUUUUUAAGACUCUGAUUGAUACGGAGGUUACGGUCGAGCUCAAGAAUGACAUGAGUAUUCGGGGAAUUUUAAAGUCCGUGGAUCAGUUUUUAAAUGUUAAAUUAGAAAAUAUUGCUGUCGUGGAAUCUGAAAAAUAUCCUCACAUGGCUGCUGUCAAAGAUCUAUUUAUUAGAGGAAGUGUCGUUCGCUAUGUGCACAUGUCUAGUGCUUAUGUAGACACAAUCUUAUUAGCAGAUGCGUGUCGUAGAGAUUUGGUAAACAACAAGAGACAAUAA